ACUCAUGGGAAAAUCGAAUGGUGUAGAUGGCAAAAUCGAGGCGCUCUUUGCGGGAAGAAAGCCAUCAAGUUCUUAUCGUUUUUACAAAACAACCUUGUUGGCCACCCACAAUUCUGGUCUGUUUCUGAGACCAAACAAAUUAAUGUUUAGCCUUUAAGAUUCUGUAAGGAGAAAAUUGUACAUCCGAAUUGCUUGGGUCAGUGUUCUGGUCUUUUUAAUAUGAAGCCAUAUUGUCAAAAGCCUGAAUGUGCGCGUUUUAUUGCAAACAUGGUACACCAGGGGUUGGGAAAACCACACUAGGCAAAGAACUUGCCGCAAGAUCGGGACUGAAAUACGUUAAUGUGGGUGAUUUAGCUCGAGAAGGACAGUUAUAUGAUGGCUAUGAUGAAGAGUAUGACUGUCCUAUUUUAGAUGAAGAUAGAGUAGUUGAUGAGUUAGAAAACCAAAUGAGUGAAGGUGGAGUUAUUAUUGAUUACCAUGGUUGUGAUUUCUUCCCUGAACGCUGGUUUCAUAUAGUUUUUGUGCUGAAAACAGAUAACAGCAUAUUGUACAAAAGACUUGAAACAAGGGGUUAUAAUGAGAAGAAAUUAAAAGAUAAUGUUCAGUGUGAAAUUUUUCAAAUUCUUUAUGAAGAAGCAUUGGCAUCCUACCGCGAAGAAAUAGUACAUCAGCUGCCCAGUAAUAAACCAGAAGAUCUAGAGAAUAAUAUCAAUCAGAUAUUGGAGUGGAUUGAGCAAUGGGUCAAAGAUCAUAGCUCUUGACUUAAAAGACUGGCCACUUUAUAAUCACUCUUAAAUAUUUCUCUGCCCACAUCAAAUAAAGUAUGCAUUUAUUAGUAAACCUUUUUUAUUAAAAUUGUGCUGCAGGACUAGUAGGUGGAUAGUAUAAAGGUUUAUAUUUGGGUGUGUGUUUUUCCAUAAGAAAGUAUAAUGAAUAUAACUUUAUUAACAUGUUAAGUGCCCAGCCUGUUUUGUCUUCCACACGGAAAGUAUAGUGUCAGUCACUGGUGACUGACUGGGCGCUUAACGUGUUAAAGAUUGAGAAUAAAAACUGUCAUUGUUUAAUGCUUCAAUUGCUAAAGUAUAAAUAAACCUGACCAAAUGUGUGGGAGGAUAUCGUUUAAGUUUAUUAAAGAAGAAAAUGAACAUGAUCUCGUAAAAUAAAAUUAAAAUCUAAAUAUAAAGCA
This is a messenger RNA of Myotis lucifugus (little brown bat), 1186 nucleotides long. It is a transcript of the gene AK6, whose product is annotated as adenylate kinase 6. The record is from RefSeq and is a predicted model, not a curated record. Gene Ontology annotation, molecular function: AMP kinase activity; ATP binding; ATP hydrolysis activity. NCBI's taxonomy places the organism in Eukaryota, Metazoa, Chordata, Mammalia, Chiroptera, Vespertilionidae. Gene Ontology annotation, cellular component: nucleus; cytoplasm. The transcript is spliced from 5 exons. Bases 246 to 761 code for a protein of 171 amino acids.